Molecule: messenger RNA, 657 nt
Organism: Rubroshorea leprosula
Lineage: Eukaryota; Viridiplantae; Streptophyta; Magnoliopsida; Malvales; Dipterocarpaceae
Source: the annotation of a GenBank genome assembly
CUGUGGGAGGGGUAUUGCAGCUUGAAUCAAUGUUAUAUAUUAUGCUUAAAUGGCUUAAGACUGUAGUGUAAAAAUUGUAUCUGUAAAGCCAAAGGAAGACGUAAUUUGAGGAAACAAAAUACUCUUAUGGCCCGUUCGUCAAAUCUACCACUUCCACGAGUAAAAAGGCGAAUAAAAGAACAAUUCUCCUUGACUUCAUUUUAUGUCUUAGAAUUAUCACAUCCACAACUGCAUCUUAUUCCUCUUCCCAUCACAUGACAUUCACGUUAGCAAAUCACUUGGAUGGUAAAAAUACCCAUUCGGAGUCUAGUGCAUCAAGACACCACGGAAAUGCUGCUGGAAGCUGGAUGAAUUGGACCACAGCUAAACAAAGUAUUGACUGCCAUGCACCAGUUUUACCAGUGAACCUAGUCUGAAUUCUGGGAAAUAUAAAGAGAACUGAAAGCAUCUUACUAAGGUUAUGUGGAGAAAGGAUUUCUGUACUGAAUGGUCGCCUUCCAUCAGUCUAUUUUGUAUCUACAGAAUCUCUGUCUAGAAGUCUUAGGCACAUGGUCAUAAAAAAACUGUUAGCUUGAUCAUACACAUUACUUGAUCAAUAGCACAAACAAGUAGAUGGUUACUCAAAACAUUAUUUGUUCAUAAAAACUAGAGUUAUGA